GGCGGCGGCGGCGGCGAUGGACGAGUCGUCGCUGCUGGACCUGCUGGAAUGCUCCGUGUGCCUGGAGCGGCUGGACACCACGGCCAAGGUGCUGCCGUGCCAGCACACCUUCUGCCGGCGCUGCCUGGAGAGCAUCGUCAGCUCUCGCCACGAGCUGCGCUGCCCCGAGUGCCGCAUCCUGGUGGGCUGCGGCGUGGACGAGCUGCCCGCCAACAUCCUCCUCGUCCGCCUCUUGGACGGCAUCCGACAGCGGCCCCGCGCCGCCGGGGGCGCCAGCGGCAGCCCCAGCGCCGCGGCUCCCGCGUACCCCCAGCCCGCCGCCGCCCCCAGCGCCGUCGCCGCCGCCGCUGCCUCGGCCGCUGCCAGCCUGCGAGAGCUGGCGGCCGCCAGCCGCAGCGCUCUGCUGGGAAAGAGUGUUUCUCAGCUUCCUUAUGGCAAAGCCCUCUACACAUAUGAAGGAAAAGAGCCUGGUGACCUCAAGUUUAACAAGGGGGACAUCAUCAUAUUGCGGCGGAAAGUGGACGAGAACUGGUACCACGGGGAGCUCAAUGGGAACCACGGCUUCUUCCCUGCCAGUUACAUCCAGUGUAUCAAGCCCCUCCCACAGGCUCCACCUCAGGGCAAAGCACUUUACGACUUUGAAAUAAAGGAUAAAGAUCAAGACAAGGAUUGCCUGACCUUCACCAAGGAUGAAAUUUUGACAGUCAUCAGGAGGGUAGAUGACAACUGGGCAGAAGGAAUGCUAGGUGACAAGAUUGGCAUUUUUCCUAUCCUCUAUGUUGAGCUGAAUGAAUCUGCCAAGCAGCUCAUUGAGAUGGACAAGACAUGCUUGGCCGCUGCCUCCGGCAGCGACAUGGCUCUGCCAGCAGAGACCGCAGCGGUGGCGGCAGCAGCGGCAGUGGGUCUGGCACCGUGCUCCACGCUGGCUGGUGCCGGAGCAGCUGGGGCAGCCCAGCGUCAGGUGGAGGGCAAGAAGAAUGCCAAGAAGCGCCACUCCUUCACCGCCCUCAGCAUGACACACAAGUCCUCCCAGGCUGCCAGCAACCGUCACUCCAUGGAGAUCAGCGCCCCUGUCCUCAUCAGCUCCAGUGACCCACGGGCAGCUGCCAGGAUUGGGGAACUGACUCACCUCUCUUCCAGUGCCCCAGCCCAGGAUUCCUCUUCAAUUGGAGCAACCACAGUGGCUGGUCCCAGGACAAGUGCAAUAAUUGGAGAUCAGGGAACACCACCGAAGGUUCAGCUCCCCCUCAAUAUCUACCUAGCCCUGUACGCCUACAAGCCUCAGAAGAAUGACGAGCUGGAGCUCCGCAAAGGUGAGAUGUACCGGGUCAUUGAGAAGUGCCAGGACGGCUGGUUCAAGGGAACAUCUCUGAGGAGUGGCAUGUCCGGCGUCUUUCCAGGAAACUAUGUCACGCCUGUUUCAAGGGUGCCAGUAGGAGCUGGGCAGCCCAGGAACUGUGGAGCCGGGGGAGUUCCAACAACAAAAGGAGCCCCAGGAGCCAUCCACCCCAUUGGGGCUGGUCAUACCAACACCACCACAGCUGUCAGACCAGUUGUUCCUAUCACAGCUCCUCAGACGCAUCCCCAGCUACAGGCGGCCUCUCCACAGCUGAAUAACUGCUUGAGGUAUUCAGCUCAGCAGCAAGCCAGCCAGACCCGCAACACCAUGCAGAUGGCUCACUCCCCGGUGCCAGCCCCGGAGCGGCCCACCGCCACAGUCUCACCCCUGCGGACACCCAGCUCUCCCUCCCGCCUGCCAGCAGCAGCCAUCCGGCCUCACCCCUCCGUCUCCCCACAGCACGGCCACCAGCCACCCACCCCGGGGGCCCGGCCCCUCAUCCCACUCACCUCCGCUGCUGCCGCCAUCACCCCACCCAAUGUCAGCGCAGCCCACCUCAAUGGUGAGGUGGGUGGUGGGCCCCUGGGUGGCCCUGUUAUCCCUGGCCCUGCCGGCAAGGCUGAGGAGAGGAAGAACGAGAAGAAGGAGAAGAAGAGUGGGCUGCUGAAACUUCUAGCAGGAGCAUCAACAAAAAAGAAGUCACGUUCUCCACCGUCUGUGUCCCCCACACAUGACCCCCAGGCAGCCAUCGAAGGAGUCCUGCAAGGGGCAGUGGGACCUGAGCUAUCGUCCCUCUCCAGCCAUGGCAGAGCUGGCUCAUGUCCUAUUGAGAGUGAAAUGCAGGGAGCCAUGGGGCUGGAGCCUCUGCACAGGAAAACAGGUUCCUUGGAUUUGAAUUUUUCCAUCCCUUCUCCUGCCAGGCAACCCCUCUCUUCCAUGGCAGCUAUUCGGCCAGAGCCCAAGCCUUUGCCUCGGGAAAGGUACCGUGUUGUGGUCCCGUACCCACCACAAAGUGAGGCUGAGAUUGAACUGAAGGAAGGUGACAUUGUGUUUGUGCACAAGAAACGGGAGGAUGGCUGGUACAAAGGGACGUUGCAGAGGAACGGCAGGACGGGCCUCUUUCCUGGGAGCUUUGUCGAGAGCUUCUGAGGACAGCUUGCCACUCCCUCAACUGAAGGAGCUUUCAGGGGAAACUGCAUAGCACAAGAAGAGACAGCAAAGAGAAACUGGACUGAUAACCACUGCCAUUUUUAUUUCCAAAGACUCCCCCCAGGCCCUUCAGAUUACAGCUCUGGAGAUACAGUACCCCGCUGUACUCCUGAGCCCCCGUGCAGUGCAUACAGUGGUAUGUUGAAGUAGUGCCUUCCACCUGGAAUCACAGACUGAAAGGACACCCAUCUGGACUGUACAUGACCUGAACUCUGGCUGUUAACCCUUUGUGUAAAUUAUAGAGAAGAUACCUUUAAAAAAAAAAAAAAGAAAAAAAGAUUAAGAGGAAAGUUGUUAUAUUGCUGUAACUUAUUUGUCAGAGCUGCAGUGUUCUUAUUACUGGCCUAUGCAAGAUGGACUUGAGUGUUCAAGGAGGUGUGCUAGGAAGCUCUUAAACUGGGAUAUCAUUUUUCCUGAGGGAAAAAGAGGGAGGAGAGGGUGGAGAAAACCCCAGAGAAAGAAUGAUGCAUCAUUGUGCAAGAAAGAAUGAGGAAUCCAAAAUGCUAACGUCAUGCUUUCUAUAUACCUCAAAGAUAUGCUGCGCAAGUUUGUCAGUGAGUGUGUUAGUGCUCAGAGUCCCAAACAUCUGGUGUCCUGGCAUUGCUGUCGGGGUGGUCCUGGAGAAAGUACAGCUCCACCAUUAAACUGUGGUUAUUUGAGCAGAAUCCCUUUUGCCUGUCUUCUGCCCUUUUAUGAUAUGCAGCAUGGAUUUUUGUCCUUUGGUAUCCCUUUCCAUUGCUUUUUUUGUAUGACGUACCUUUUUACUGUAAUAAGUGCUCUACUUUAUAUAUAUUCCUACUAGUUCAGACAUUUCCUCUUUUUCAUACAUCUGGUGCUAAU
Molecule: messenger RNA, 3388 nt
Organism: Dryobates pubescens (Downy woodpecker)
Lineage: Eukaryota; Metazoa; Chordata; Aves; Piciformes; Picidae
Gene: SH3RF3
Product: SH3 domain containing ring finger 3
Exons: 10
Coding region: 17-2488 (823 amino acids)
Molecular function (GO): metal ion binding; protein binding
Source: RefSeq, a predicted model, not a curated record